This is a messenger RNA of Colletotrichum spaethianum, 1854 nucleotides long. RefSeq names its product structural maintenance of chromosomes protein 6. The transcript has 4 exons. NCBI's taxonomy places the organism in Eukaryota, Fungi, Ascomycota, Sordariomycetes, Glomerellales, Glomerellaceae. Gene Ontology annotation, cellular component: Smc5-Smc6 complex; nucleus; site of double-strand break. Gene Ontology annotation, molecular function: single-stranded DNA binding; damaged DNA binding. The coding region runs from base 1 to 1854 and encodes 617 amino acids. The record is from RefSeq and is a predicted model, not a curated record. Gene Ontology annotation, biological process: double-strand break repair via homologous recombination.
AUGGCCGAGGAGAACGACAGAUUACCGCAGCUCAGAGCGGAAUUGAUUCACGCUCAGAAGGCUGCAGAGGGGGGCAAGGUCGAGUUUGAUAGAAAGAGGGCAGAGAUAUCCUCGGCCGAGGGCCGCUUGCGCAACCUGGAGCAGAACAGAGGGUCCAUCUGGGCUGCUUACGACAAGAAGAUUCCUCUCCUCCUCCAGGCUAUCGAGAAGGACAACGGGUUUCAAGAGAAGCCUGUUGGCCCAAUUGGAGCCCAUGUCCAACUUACUCGGCCCGAAUGGUCGCCCAUUCUGGAGACAAUCUUUGGUGCGACUCUGGAUGGCUUCCUUGUGUCCAACAAGACGGAUCAACAACGUCUGGCCAGACUGAUGCAGCAGGUGAACCUGGGUCGGACACCUCCGAUAAUCAUCGGCAGACGGUUGCCACCCAACGUGAAGCUAAGGGAACCGGACCCGGCUUUCGACACGGUUCUUCGCGUACUCAAAUUCGACAACGACUGGGUUCGCAGUCAGCUCAUCGUGGCCCAUACGAUCGACAAGAUUGUCCUGAUAAGAGAAAGGGCAAAAGCACAGGAUGUCAUGAUGAGCGAUUCACCACCGCCGAAUGUACAAGCUUGUAUUUCCUUUCACGAUGGCGCUGGAUUCCCUGACUCAUCUCCGGGAGACUUGCGGUCCAUCGAGCUGAAGCGGCGCGAGCUUGACCAAGCGGUUACGAAAUGCAAGUCGGCUCUGUCGACUCAAGACCAACAGAACCAAUCACUGGAGCGGCAGCUGCUGCGGGUUCAAGCCAGAAUUGAGAACAUCUCGGCAGAGCUCGACCAGUACGAAGGAGCUGACGGCAGACUAAUCUCGCUCCGGGAAGAGCUAGAGAAGAUUAAGGCAGAGCGAGAGCAUCAUGGUACCCAGUACGGCGAGAUGCGAUUACGGCAGGAGGAUCUUAACAAGAGAUGUGAAGAGUGCAAAAGGACGCUUGCCGAAGAAAAGGGGCGGAUGAAAGACUUCCAGGUCCAUAUCGCGAAGUUACAGCUCGCAGUCCAGAAAGCCGAAGACCUACGGAAGAUGGCUGUUUUGGAGAAGAACCGUGCCUUCCAGGACCGUGAUGAUGCGGUUCUGGAAAAAGAACGGGCAGAGACGAGGCGCGAUGAGCAGGCCGAGGUUGUCGCCAACUUCACCCAGCAGGCCAUGGAGAAGGCGCCGCAGCGAGUUUAUAUCGAGGAGGGUGAAACUCAUAAGAGCAUCGAGAGCAAGUACGCUACUGUUCAUCAACAGCUGGAGAAGAGAGCGCAGAAACUCGGAGCUUCGGAUGAGGAGAUCAAAGAGCGGGCGGCCAGGGCGGAAGCUGCAUUCGAAGCUGCGCAACAGCUGUACAAGGGGCAGCAGGAAGAGCAGGCGGCAGGCAAGCUCAACUUGGAAGACCGAUUGAAUCGGUGGCGGCUGUUCCAGCGACACAUCUCAGCGCGCGCUCGCAUCUGCUUCCAGUAUCUCUUGAGCGAGCGUGGAUUCAGAGGCAAACUUGCAAUUGACCAUCCUCAAAGGAGGCUGCAGCUUUUCGUGGAACCAGAUGAAACCAGAAAAGGGACUGGUGGUCGGAGCACAAAGACGUUGUCGGGAGGCGAGAAGUCAUUCUCGUCCAUCUGCAUGCUGCUGGCCAUUUGGGAGGCUAUGGGAUCGCCUCUUCGGUGCUUGGACGAGUUUGACGUCUUCAUGGACAAUGUCAACCGCACCAUCAGCACAAACAUGCUGAUUACUGCCGCUCGACGCUCAGUGUCACGACAGUACAUUAUGAUCACACCAAACGCGAUUGAGGGACGGGCCACACUCGACAAGGACGUCAAGAUCAUCCGUCUAAUGUUGUAA